Guillardia theta CCMP2712 is the source of this 1498-nucleotide messenger RNA. RefSeq lists its product as hypothetical. The record is from RefSeq and is a predicted model, not a curated record. The coding region runs from base 20 to 1423 and encodes 467 amino acids. Gene Ontology annotation, molecular function: zinc ion binding; guanine deaminase activity. Gene Ontology annotation, cellular component: cytosol. The transcript has 5 exons. NCBI's taxonomy places the organism in Eukaryota, Cryptophyceae, Pyrenomonadales, Geminigeraceae. Gene Ontology annotation, biological process: guanine catabolic process.
AGCAGUUCCCCUCCCCGACAUGGUGGUGGGACACACAAGACCCGACGGGCAUGCUGGCGGCAGCGGCGACUUUGGCGGGCAUGACGCAGGCACCAUCAAGGGGCACCGAGGAUCCGUCCUUCACUUCCUGAGAGACCCUUCCGAUCAUGACGGUGAAGGUCAGGCAUACGAGUACUUCGAAGACGGCAUCCUGGUAGUCGAGCAUGGCAAGGUCGUCCACUGCGGCGAUGCUGAGGACGUGAAGUCUCGGUAUCCACACUUAGAGAUCGAAGAUCACACUCCCCACCUCAUCGUCCCGGGCUUCGUCGAUUGCCAUGUCCACUAUCCGCAAACUGAGAUGAUCGCUGCAUACGGGGAGCAGCUCCUGGAGUGGCUCGACAGCUACGUCUUCCCGGUGGAGGCGAAAUUUGGCGACCACGAGCAUGCAAGCCAGGUGGCGGACUUCUUCGUGAAGGAGCUGUUGAGGAGCGGGACGACCACAGCUCUCACCUUCUGCACUGUGCACGAGGAGUCAGUUGAUGCUCUCUUUGAGGCCAGCAGCAAGCGGAACAUGCUCAUGAUCGCCGGGAAGGUGCUGAUGGACGCGGAUCCCUACGCUCCUGAGCAGCUCAGGAUGAACGCGGUCAAGAGCUACGAGGCGAGCAAGCGGCUGAUCGACAAGUGGCACAAGCGAGGACGUUGUCUGUAUGCUGUGACUCCUCGAUUCGCCAUCACCUCCACCCCGGAAGAGCUCCAGCUCGCCGGAAAGCUGCUCGGCGAUCACCAACAUGACGGGGUUUACAUGCACACGCAUCUUAACGAGAACAAGUCAGAGAUCGAGCUCGCGACCUCCAUCCAUGGCUCAGAGUCCUACCUCUCCAUCUACGACAAAGCGAAGCUCCUCGGCCCCCGCUCGGUCUUCGCUCACUGCGUGCACAUGAAGGACUCGGAGUGGAAGCAGAUGAAGGCAACCGACAGCGUCAUGGCCUUCUGCCCGACCUCCAACCUCUUUCUCGGCAGCGGCCUUGUCGACCUGCAUGCGGUCAAGGAGCAUAAAAUCCGCUGUGGCCUCGGCUCGGACGUGGGAGGAGGAACAAGCUUCUGCCAGCUCCAGUCCCUCAACGAGGCCUACAAGGUUGGACAGCUCUCGGGCUUCAAGCUGGAUCCCCUCAGCGCCUUCUAUCUCCUCACUCUGGGCUCAGCUUCUGCUCUUUCCUUGAAUGACAGGAUAGGGAACUUCCUCCCGGGCAAGGAGGCAGAUUUUGUUGUUCUUGAUCCUGGAAGCACUGCCCUCCUCCGCCAUCGGGUCAGCCUGUCAAGCACGCUCCAGGAGAAGCUUUUCCUCCUUGCCACCCUUGGUGACGACAGGUGCAUAGCCAAGACCUUCGUGACUGGAUGCUGCCAGUUUCAACGCAGAUUGGAGAAAAGUGCGCAGGCAUUGUAGGAGACACAGGGACGGGAAGGGGAGGGGUAAGAGAUCGUUGGAGUGAGGUGAAACGUGAACAGAGGUGAUAUGUGC